AUGAGAGAAGUCGUUUCAUUGCACAUUGGUCAAGCCGGUAUUCAAGUCGGUAACGCUUGUUGGGAACUCUUCUGUGCCGAACAUGGAAUCAACCCAGACGGUACCUCUUCCUCCAUCAACGAUGCCUCUUCCUCUGUUUACUUUUCUGAAAAUUCACGUGGUAAAUACGUUCCACGUGCAUUGAUGGUCGAUUUAGAACCUUCUGUCAUUGAUGCCAUCAAAAACACUGAAUACAAGCAAUUGUAUCAUCCUUCUUACUUGUUACGUGGAAAUGAAGAUGCUUCCAAUAACUUUGCUCGUGGUCAUUACACCAUUGGAAAGGACAUGCUCGAUUCUGCCAUGAAUUCCAUUCGUAAGAUUACUGACAAUUGUCAAAGUUUGCAAGGUUUUCAAAUUUUCAACUCUGUUGGAGGUGGUACUGGUUCUGGAUUUGCUUCCUUGCUAUUGGAAAGACUUGCUGUUGAAUUUCCAAAAAAGACUAAAUUGGGUUUCAAUAUUUAUCCAAGUCCUCAAUUGACAACUUCCGUAGUUGAACCUUACAACUCUGUGUUGAGUACUCAUGCCUUAUUGGAACACAAUGAUGUGUCUGUAGUAUUGGACAAUCAAGCCAUUUACGAUGUCUGUAAGAAUAAUUUGAAAAUUGACAGACCCAACUAUAAGAAUUUGAAUCGUGUCAUUGCUCAAACUGUUUCCAGCUUGACUUGCUCAUUGAGAUUCCCUGGAUCUUUGAAUGUUGAUUUGAAUGAGUUCCAAACCAAUUUGGUUCCAUAUCCAAGAAUUCACUUCAUGUUGUCCUCUUUGGCUCCAAUGGUUUCUGUCUCAGAACAAUACUAUGCCAAUAAUAAUGCUGCUGAAUUGACAAGUCAUGUCUUUGAACCUAAUAACAUGAUGGCCAAGUGUGAUCCAAGAAGUGGCAAGUACAUUUCAUGUUGUUUAAUGUACCGUGGUAAAGAUAUUGUCAAUAAGGAUGUGAGUGAUGCUGUCAAGGUCAUGAAGAGCAAAUCGAGUAUUCAAUUUGUGGAUUGGUCUCCAUGUGCUUUCAAGAUUGGUAUUAAUCAACAAUCUCCAACCAUGUUGCCAGGAAGUGAAAUGGCUCAAGUCGAUAACUCUUGUUCCAUGAUUUCCAAUAACACUGCCAUUGCUUCUGUCUUUGCUAGAAUGAAUGACAAGUUUGACUUGUUGUUUGCAAAGAGAGCAUAUGUACAUCACUUUGUUGGAGAAGGAAUGGAGGAAGGUGAAUUCAAUGAAGCUCGUGAAGAUUUGGCUGCUUUGGAAAAGGACUACAGUGAAAUUAGUAAGGAUACUAUUAGUGAAGAGGAUUCCAUGUUGGAUGAAGGUGAAGAAAUGCAUUAA
Molecule: messenger RNA, 1353 nt
Organism: Naegleria lovaniensis
Lineage: Eukaryota; Heterolobosea; Eutetramitea; Acrasida; Naegleriidae
Exons: 2
Coding region: 1-1353 (450 amino acids)
Biological process (GO): microtubule cytoskeleton organization; mitotic cell cycle
Cellular component (GO): cytoplasm; microtubule
Molecular function (GO): GTP binding; structural constituent of cytoskeleton
Source: RefSeq, a predicted model, not a curated record